UGCCAUUGCGGUCGCGGAGCCGAGCCCUAGGCACCAACUCCAACUCCCCUCACACGCAACUGCCUCUCUCUUUCCCCCUUCUCCUCGUCGUCGUCCUCUCCCGACGCCCCCGCAAUCCCCAAUCCGUCCUCGUUCUCCUCCGCGGUUUGAUCGGAAAGGUUCGUCUGUAGUAGGGUUUGCGCCGGAUAGAGAAGGGGAAAGGUGAAGCGUGGAGGCGGGUGAAGGGACCCAUGGCGAGCGACGUGCCCAUGACCCCGGAGCUCGAGCAGAUCGACGGAGAGAUCCAGGACAUCUUCCGCGCACUCCAAAAUGGGUUCCAAAAGAUGGACAAGAUUAAAGAUUCUAAUAGGCAAGCUAAACAAUUGGAGGAUCUUACAGGGAAAAUGAAGGAGUGCAAGCGCUUGAUCAAAGAGUUUGAUCGUAUUCUGAAAGACGAGGAGUCAAAGAACCCUCCUGAAGUCAACAAGCAGCUAAAUGACAGAAAACAGUAUAUGAUCAAAGAGUUGAACUCCUAUGUCACCUUGAGGAAGACAUACCAAAGUAGCCUUGGUAACAACAAGCGGGUUGAACUCUUUGAUAUGGGUGCUACAAGUAGUGAGCCUGCCGCAGAUGACAAUAUUCAAAUGGCAUCAGCUAUGACGAAUCAACAACUCAUUGAUUCUGGAAGAAACCAAAUGGAUCAAACAGAUGAAGCUAUUGCACGUUCAAAAAUGGUUGUUGCGCAAACUGUCGAAGUUGGAUCUCAAACUGCUACAACAUUAACACAGCAGACGGAACAAAUGAAGAGAAUUGGCAAUGAGCUCGAUUCGGUUCACUUUUCAUUGAAGAAAGCUAGCCAGCUUGUGAAAGAGAUUGGCCGGCAGGUAGCAACAGACAAAUGCAUCAUGGGGUUGCUUGCUCUGAUAGUUUUUGGCGUUAUUGCAAUUAUCAUUGUUAAGAUCGUCAACCCGCAUAACAAGAACAUCCCAGAUAUCCCAGGAAUGGCUCCACCUGCUCAAAAUUUUCAGACUAACAGGAGAUUGUUGUCAGCAAAAGCUUUCAGAAGUCUUUGAUGAUUGCAUGCGGUGGUUUCAUGCUGCAGUCCUUUUGUAACAAAGCUGCUGGCAGUGCGCCAUGAGAUACGUUGUAACAAUUCUUCUGCUCAUGUAUAUUAUUUUCUGUUGUGUGUAUAUGCACUAUGCAACAGAGAUGAGGUCUCUUCUACGAGUAUGUAGGAAUACCCCAUAGCACUUUAUGAAAUUUCAAAUGGUAGAAACAUAAUCAGACGUUUUAGAUCAAAGUAGUGAUCUAAAACGUCUUAUAUUAGUUUAUAGAGUACCACAAAACAUGACGAGUUCGCACCGCUGGCAGCUGUAUUUAAUUGAGGCAACAAGUGUGACUAGGGCUGCCAGCUAGUCGCUUCUGUCUGCAGUGCAAAAACCUCCCAAGGCUUCAGCGUCAGUGUACGAGAAAAGAAAACACUAUAGUGGCGUUUUGGCUCUGGCGUCCAGAUGAUCUUGGUAUACUGGACGUCCAGCUGCUUCUCUAGAUCUGAGCAAGGAGCAAUUAUUGAUGAUAUAAGUUGGCUUAGAAAAUCAGGGAAAGCAAUUAAUGAUGCAAUUAAUGAUUAUAUACGGUGGCUAGACUAGCCACAAUGAGGAGUAACUUAUAUAGAGUAGUAAUAUCUAUAUGUUACUACUCUAUAUUACUACCUCUACAAUGGGGAGUAACAUAUGUGUGGUGUCAUGCAACAUUUUAUUUAUUAAGUUGUAGAUUCAUCUUGUAUUGGUACGUGUGAUGUUAUUCAUAUUACUAGUAACUAGCUGUUACCACAUUACUCUUUUUUUUCAUUAAUUAUUUGCCACAUCA
Triticum aestivum (bread wheat) is the source of this 1848-nucleotide messenger RNA. RefSeq names its product novel plant SNARE 13. Lineage: Eukaryota; Viridiplantae; Streptophyta; Magnoliopsida; Poales; Poaceae. Gene Ontology annotation, biological process: vesicle fusion. The record is from RefSeq and is a predicted model, not a curated record. Gene Ontology annotation, cellular component: endoplasmic reticulum membrane; SNARE complex; ER to Golgi transport vesicle membrane. The coding region runs from base 231 to 1052 and encodes 273 amino acids. Gene Ontology annotation, molecular function: SNARE binding; SNAP receptor activity. The transcript has 10 exons.